AUACACUGUCUAAGAUAUAUAAAUAAUAACUUUGAUUCUAAGAAAAGCACUCUGUAUAAUAUUAGUUAUUUAUUAAAUAUAAAGAUAUCUGUUCUGUGUUAUUUCUAUUCCGCGAGAAAAAAGACUUAUAAUUCUAUAGAUUUUGCAUACUCUGUAUUAUAUAUAUAUAAUUUAUUAAUAUUUCUCGAGCCUGCAACUGGUCUGCUAAAAAACACUCGCAAUUUUAUAAAAAUUAUUAAAUAG
Aspergillus heteromorphus CBS 117.55 is the source of this 243-nucleotide messenger RNA. RefSeq lists its product as uncharacterized. The record is from RefSeq and is a predicted model, not a curated record. The transcript has a single exon. Lineage: Eukaryota; Fungi; Ascomycota; Eurotiomycetes; Eurotiales; Aspergillaceae. The annotation marks the transcript as partial.